CUUUUGUGGGGUCCACUUAGUUGUGCAUCAAAUUAACACCACCCCCGCUCGCAACUUUAAAACCUGUUUCCUGAGAGAAACAGACAGCCACAAUAAGUCGUAAAUUACGAUGCUAUGUGAUAUCCGAUCGAGCAGGAAAGAAGGCCCUGACAGAAGAAUUACGGGUUUUCCAAUUCACAUUCCAGGAAUCACUACCGUGCGCGACUCAAAGUAUACUAACAGACAGGGCCGAGCGUUGGAUGUGUUAACAACACAUGAAUGAUCAACGAACGAUCGAUUGCUCGAUCGGACGAGGGCGGUUGGUUUGUUGGUUGGUGGAAGCGUGGUUGGAUUUCCCCGCGUAUUGGGAUCUUCCUUAUCACUGGUUCGCGCGGUAUGUUUUGAUUGGAACUGGAGCUGCUUGCGGCUUGCUCUCUCGGGGUGCUCUAUGUACGUGCUACUAGCACUUACCCACCGAUGAGAGCAGGUUACGCUUUCAGUCGUAUAAAUAUCAAUUGCAGUCUGCCGGAGUCAGCAAGUUGAGUGAUACGGUUUCCUCUCUCUACUAGGUUAGCACCGUCGGGUAUUUCUGUUGUUUGGGCUGGGUAUUCUCCAGGAAGUUUAAGUUAGUAGCCAAUAAGAAGUGUAACGGAUAGGAAGUUCUCAGAAUGCGGUUUUUCGUAGGAGCUGUUCUAGCAGUCACGUUGGCUUGCGCCUGUGGCAGUGUCGUUCCAUUACGGAGAAAUGUGAGGGAUGUAAGUGGUAGUGCAUCGUCAGCAGCUUCGCAAUCAGCCAGCGGCGCCGGUGGAUCGGCCUCUCAAAGCGGAAGUUCCGCAUCCUCCCAAUCCAUUGGACAGUUUCCCCAGUUUGGAGCACAAUUCCAGCAACCCAUGUUUGGUGCUAAUCAACUCGGGUUUGGACAAUUCCCACAGUUCCCACAAUUCGGACAGUUUCCAGGGUUCGCUGGAUCCUCGAGUGGAGCUUCAUCUAGUUCAUUCAGCCAAGGAGGUCAUGGGGUUCAAUCGGGAUCGCAGUCUGGCUCACAGUCGUUUUCAUCUAGUUCAGGAGGUCAUGGUGGAUCAGGAUCACAAUCUGGUUCCCAAUCCUUCUCAGCUGGUGGAUCAGGUCAUGGUGGCCAGAGUGGCUCGGCAUCGUCUGCUGGAUCGCAAUCCGCCAGCAGCGGACACGAUCAUGGGGCACAUGGCGUCGUAGAUACCGGUUCCCAAGCUGGAGCUCAAUCAACCUCUAUCGGGCAAGACCAUGGCCACCAUGGAGGACACGGAGGGGUUGGAAGUGGUUCCCAAGCAGGAGCGCAGUCUGCAUCGCACGGUCAGGAUCACGGAGGUCACGGAUCUUCUGGAAGUGGUGCCCAAGCAGGAUCACAGUCGGUCGGUGGGGACGCAGGACAUCAUGGAGGUGCCGGAAGUGGCUCGCAAGCUGGGUCACAGUCCUUCAACCAAGGUCAAUCAUCCUUCGGACCCGGAGGAAGACACACUGAAAUUCAUAAACAGGGUGAUGGGUUUGGCGUACGAGUCAGUACUGAUGAAUCAGCUGAUGGAACGAAAAAGAAGGCCGAAAGCGAGGCUUGGGUUUGGCAAAGCUGAGAAAUGAAUGACAAAACAAAUACAAAAGAUUCCUGUUGAUAAUGGCAAGAA
Aedes albopictus (Asian tiger mosquito) is the source of this 1634-nucleotide messenger RNA. RefSeq lists its product as uncharacterized. Lineage: Eukaryota; Metazoa; Arthropoda; Insecta; Diptera; Culicidae. The transcript has 2 exons. The record is from RefSeq and is a predicted model, not a curated record. The coding region runs from base 648 to 1583 and encodes 311 amino acids.